This is a messenger RNA of Gastrolobium bilobum, 1434 nucleotides long. Its product is annotated as caffeoylshikimate esterase. The transcript is spliced from 8 exons. Lineage: Eukaryota; Viridiplantae; Streptophyta; Magnoliopsida; Fabales; Fabaceae. The coding region runs from base 265 to 1305 and encodes 346 amino acids. The record is from RefSeq and is a predicted model, not a curated record. Gene Ontology annotation, molecular function: lipase activity. Gene Ontology annotation, cellular component: membrane.
CAAAAUGAUGCAAAUUCCUAGAUAAUAAAAAAAACACUAUCACGAGUCUAUUUCUCUUUGGGCAAAGGAGUAAGACCCCCCCUCGCCCCUCGCUAUUCUUCACAAAUUGGAAAAGGCUUUUCUUUGCCCCUGUUUGAAGAACUUCAUUAUUGCUGCUUUCAACUUAAUUUCACUCUUCUAACCAAGGUGUUAUUAAAGGUCUAUUUCUCGGUGAACGUAACAUUCAUUAAACUUUCAUCGGAUUAUUAAUUUGCCUACCCUUUCAUGGAUUUGAAGUUUGAAUAUCAAGAAGAGUAUUGGGAGAACUCAAGGAAAGUGAAGCUCUUCACAUGCAAAUGGUUGCCGGUUUCUUCUCCUAAGGCCCUUGUUUUCCUUUGCCAUGGUUAUGGCGUGGAAUGCAGUAGUUUCAUGAGAGAAUGUGGAGUGAGGUUCGCGUGUGCUGGAUAUGCGGUGUUCGGGGUCGACUAUGAAGGACAUGGACACUCUGCAGGGGUUCGUUGUUACAUAAAAAAGUUUGAAAACGUUGUUAACGAUUGUUAUGAUUAUUACAAGUCAAUUUGCGAGCUCGAAGAGUACAAAGGAAAGACCAAGUUCUUGUAUGGAGAGUCAAUGGGAGGGGCAGUUGCCCUACUAUUGCAUAAAAAGGACCCUUCCUUCUGGAACGGUGCCGUUCUUGUUGCACCAAUGUGUAAGAUAUCAGAGAAGACGAAGCCACAUCCCGCGGUUGUGAGCAUGUUGACGAAAGUGGAAGAUCUUAUACCAAGUUGGAAAAUAGUUCCCUCAAAGGAUGUCAUCGAUUCAUCUUUCAAAGAUAAAGCCAAACGAGAAACGAUAAGGAAAAACAAGUUGAUCUACCAGGAAAAGCCCAGGUUAAAAACAGCAUUGGAAAUGCUGAGAGCCAGCAUGAGACUCGAAAACAGCUUACACGAGGUGACACUGCCGUUCUUAGUGUUGCAUGGAGAGGAAGAUAUAGUGACAGACCCAGAAGUAAGCAAGGCAUUACAUGAGCGAGCCAGCAGCAUAGACAAAACCAUAAAAAUCUACCCAGCAAUGUGGCAUAGUUUAACAUCUGGGGAGCCUGAUGAAAACAUCGAAAUUGUCUUUGCAGACAUCAUAAAUUGGCUGGACAAGCGCGCUAGCAAGGCAGGUUUUGAGUGUUUUCAAUCAAUUCAAACUUGUGACGAUUGCAACGAGAAAUUAACAACGGAUGCAUCACCGGCUAAUGUUAACAAACAAGAUGUACAGAAAAUACAAAGGCAAGGAAGCAAUCUUGAUGAGUCGCAAGGACGCCGCUCAUCAAUGUAAUGGGAAUUUUCAAUUGUUGCCAUGUAGAUACAUAUUGUUUGAAAAUUAUGCCUUUACCCUGACCAAAUUCAUUCUCCCUCCGGAGUAAAUUUUCUAUGGUCCGGGAGUACCAAAACUAGGUGCUUCCUU